UCUGGGUCCCUGGAGGCCCUGAUGGAGCACCUGGUCCCCAGGGUGGACUAUUACCCUGACAUCCGGGGACAGGGAGGAGCAGAGCUGGAGAGCAGGUGGUUCAACAACCCAGAUCCUCCCUCUUCGCCUCAAGAUGGCCUCACACAUACAUUCUCAAAACAGAAAGCGUUCCCUUGUCAAGUGGGACUUCCCCUUCUCUGACCGGUGACAUCUCUUAGCAACACUGGCCUUGCAGCCUGCCUGCCCCCCUCUGUGAGCUGAGCAUCCUUCCUCUGGGAGGCCUCCGCUGUGCUUCCUCUCUCCCUCCAGAGGGCAGUUGUGCUGCUGGCCCUGGGAGUCAGCUUGGCUUCCCCACCUGCGGGGCCACCUCCACUAGCCCAGGGUUGGGAGGGCUUGGCUUUGCACGGUCCCGUCCUCCAUCCAUCCGCCCGUCCACCCCGUAAACCCUGUCAGGCUGGGCGGGGGCUGCGCGCGCGAGCACACACGCCCACUGAGUGCCUGGGCGCCGCGCCAAGGGCUGGGCCCAAGGCCCGGGAAGGCGGCCUGGGGGAGGGGCUGGCCCUCCCAGCAGCCUGCCCCAGAGGAGUCCUGUGGAGUCCCAGAACAGUGCCUCGGGAUCCUGACCUGCUUCCCAGGAGAGAACAGAGGGUGGCGGGGCAGGAUUGUCCGGGUGGGCACUGGCUCUUCUGCUGAGCCCCUGGGUCCUCUCUUUCCCCCACCCCGCCCUUCCCUCAUUGCCACCACCCUGCAUGCAUGGGCAAGCAGACACGUGCUGGCGCGCGCCCGUGCGCACACGCGCACACCAGUCAGUCUCCAUGCUCCUCGGAGGUGCGCGGGCUUCCCCUUUGGGUGCCCCUGCCUUUGGCUGAGAGCUCGGUGGUGGGCCUUCCCUCCACAUCUAAGCUGUUUGCUUAGAAGGGGGACCCUGAGAGUCCCACCUGCCGGCUGGGACCGCCGAGUGCCAGUGCUGCACAGCCUGGGGAGGUCACGGGGAGUCUGUGGGAGGUUAGAGCAGCCCUGAUGCUGCAGGGUGGGCUGCGUGGGGCCCAAGGCCCCCGAGUCCUGCUCCAGGAGGCUGCGUUCCCACCGAGCGCGGCCGGCCUGCUUCCAGCUGGAGCAAGGAAAACCUGGUUCCUCCGGCUGGGAGUAGGGGCAGAGUCCUGGCCGCCCAGCGCACAGCAGCUAUGUGCGGCAGAGUGAGGUCCGGACCUAACAGCGCCCCCACCCGCAAGUCCCCCCUGUUCACAGGCAGGGCAGUGUGAAGAGCCCGUAGGCAGACAGCCGUGACCCCCACGGCCUUUCAGUCCAGACUGUCAAGAUCCCGGAGAGGGGGCACGUGGACAUGAGGACGUACAUCUUCACGUUUCUCCUGAGCUCCCGAGUCUUCGUGCCCCCGCGCGACCUGCUGGCCCGUGUGGGGCAGAUCUACCUGGAGCAACGGCAGCAGCUGGAGGAUGAGCCUGAAAAGGCCAAGCUGAAGUCCUUCUCAGCCAAGAUCGUGCAGCUUCUGCAGGAGUGGACGGAGGCUUUCCCGUAUGACUUCCAGGACGAGAAGGCCAUGGCCGAGCUGAAGGCCAUCACACACCGCGUCACCCAGUGUGACGAGGAGAAUGGCACGGUGAAGAAGGCCAUUGCCCAGAUGACACAGAGCCUGUUGCUGUCCCUGGCCGCCCGGAGCCAGUUCCAGGAACUGCGAGAGAAGCUUCGGCCACCAGCUGUGGACAAAGGGUCCGUCCUCAAGACCAAGCCACCAGCCGCCCAGAAGGACAUUCUGGGUGUGUGCUGCGACCCCCUGGUGCUGGCCCAGCAGCUGACUCACAUUGAGCUGGACAGGGUCAGCAGCAUCCAUCCUGAGGACCUGAUGCAGAUCAUCAGCCAUGUGGACUCCUUAGACAACCACAGGGGUCCUCCAGGCUUCCUGAGACCUGCUGUGUCCUCACAGUGCCGAGGGGACCUGACCAAGACCUAUAGCCUGGAGGCCUACGACAACUGGUUCAACUGCCUGAGCAUGCUGGUGGCCACAGAGGUGUGCCGGGUGGUGAAGAAGAAGCACCGGACCCGCAUGUUGGAGUUCUUCAUCGACGUGGCCCGGGAGUGCUUCAACAUGGGGAAUUUCAACUCCAUGAUGGCCAUCAUCUCUGGCAUGAACCUCAGUCCCGUGGCACGGCUGAAGAAAACCUGGUCCAAAGUCAAGACGGCCAAGUUCGACGUCUUGGAGCACCACAUGGACCCUUCCAGCAACUUCUGCAACUACCGCACGGCCCUGCAGGGCGCCACGCAGAGGUCCCAGAUGGCCAACAGCAGCCGAGAGAAGAUCGUCAUCCCUGUGUUCAACCUCUUCGUUAAGGACAUCUACUUCCUGCACAAAAUCCACACCAACCACCUGCCCAAUGGGCACAUUAACUUCAAGAAAUUUUGGGAGAUCUCCAGACAGAUCCAUGAGUUCAUGACAUGGACACAGGUAGAGUGUCCCUUCGAGAAGGACAAGAAGAUUCAGAAUUACCUGCUCACGGCGCCCAUCUACAGUGAGGAAGCUCUCUUCAUCGCCUCCUUUGAAAGUGAAGGUCCCGAGAACCACAUGGAAAAGGACAGCUGGAAGACCCUCAGGACCACCCUCCUUAAUAGAGCCUGAGGCGCGACACGGCUGCGGAGCGGAUGGAGCACGCGUGCACACCAGGUGUGAACCUUGAUUGACACGGCUGAGCUGAGGUGGCCUCACUGGUUGGGGUCUGUUUUGUAUAUAACUUUUAUGAGAAAAAAGUGGUAAUUAUUUCAUGCAUCAACCUUUGGCACUUACAAAGUUUUUUGUUUGUUUUAAAUAGCAGGGCAGGCCCUGCUUGGGGAGGGUGGGGAGAGCAUCAUUGGAGAUGGCAUCCACGACAGCGUCUUACUCUGACGAAAUGGAGAUUUUUAUUUUCUACUUUUGACUAUUAACAUCUUACAAAAACAAUUUUUAAAAACCCAACCAAAACCAACUCGAGCCCUGCCUGCUCGGACGCCUCUGCAGCCAGUGUCUCUGACGGGUUAGUGCCUUAGAGGGUACUGGGGCUGUCUUCCUGCUCCGUGCAGGUGCCGCCCUCCCGAGCCCCGGCCUGGAGGCUCCUGCGGGGCAGUGGCCCGGAGGUCUCAUCUGCACACUUCUGGAAGCCCUUUGAGUAUGGGCUUUCCAAAGUUUACAUUUUCAUUUUCCUUUGUCAGGGAUUUGUGGGGUCAGGGAGGGGCAAGGGCACCUGGCAGUAUAUUUUCUGUGAGCAAGUGUCUGGCAGGUCAUUCUUUAGUUACAUUUAGAAAAGAAGAAAUCUAAAAUGUAAGGGAGGGAGUUGUGGAGUCAUCAGUUUGAAAGUCAAUGAGCUUUGAUGAAGAGAAUGCACAGCAAGCUGUGGGACAGUGACAUGUAGAGCUGCUCUUGAAGCCCAUGCACAGAGGGAGGGAAGCAGCUUGAGAGGUGGUGUGCUAGUGGACUGCCCCUCCCCAGAUUGGAAUCUGAGACACAGAAUCCGCCACGCCAGAACUCUGGAGCCCGUGCAGACAGAACUGCCCCACACUGGGAGGUUUUUCUCUGCGCCCAGCCUCGAGGAGCGCACCCCUUUUCCAUGCCGACCUCCUGGCGUUUGCCCUGGGCCUUACUGACCGUGGGGCGGGACGGCUCUCCCUCAGAAAGCCAGAGGCAGGCUGUCUCCCUGUGGGAGCUCAGUACCCUUGUCUGUCUCCGCAUGCCAGGUCCCGCCUCCCAGAGCUGCAGGGAGAGCCUGGAGACGGGCAGGCUGCCCUGGGGAGGAGUUGGCCUUGGGCAAGAGCAAGAAUAGUUACACUGUAUUGUCACAGUGUGUUUGCACUUUCCCACAUCCUACCUAGUACAGAUUGUGUAUGGAUAGUACAUAUUGCUUUGUUUGUCUUUGAGACAAAGGCUUAAAACUUGAGAAUAUAUAUUUGGAAUAUAGUGUUAGAACGUUUUCUGUACAUGUGUUAAAGGGCCUUCACACCCACGUGCACUUCACAGGUGGUAAGUUCUAGUACCUACUUGAAACAGUGUCUACGUCUGCUACUUUAUUUUCCUAAUUUGAUACAUACCCUAAAUUUGAUGUUUUGGUAUUUUGAGAUGAACUCCGAUUAUAAAGCUGUACCAUAAUGCAGGAUGUCAGCUUUGGUGUGACUGGACAUACUUGCAUCAAUAAAAGAACACAUCGCUCCCCUG
Molecule: messenger RNA, 4195 nt
Organism: Microcebus murinus (gray mouse lemur)
Lineage: Eukaryota; Metazoa; Chordata; Mammalia; Primates; Cheirogaleidae
Gene: RASGEF1A
Product: RasGEF domain family member 1A
Biological process (GO): Ras protein signal transduction
Cellular component (GO): plasma membrane
Molecular function (GO): guanyl-nucleotide exchange factor activity
Source: RefSeq, a predicted model, not a curated record